Molecule: messenger RNA, 974 nt
Organism: Dreissena polymorpha
Lineage: Eukaryota; Metazoa; Mollusca; Bivalvia; Myida; Dreissenidae
Exons: 4
Coding region: 126-974 (282 amino acids)
Source: RefSeq, a predicted model, not a curated record
AAGCGAGCGGGAUAAGUCUACAUGGAAGAUACAGCGUCUGCUUCGCAUCAUUUUAACUGAACAGUAAAAGUAAUUUAAACAAAAUAUGUGAGGUUAAGUUUCAUCAUCAUAUAUCAACAGACAGGAUGUCUAAAUCUUAUGCGUGUGCUAUAUGCACCAAACGUGUGGGCCCAAAAGAAAGGAGGAAAUUAAAAACAGAUGGCAAUAAACAACUUAUAAAGUACUUGAGAAAGCAUAUGCUAUUGACAGACGAAGUAACAGAGAAAGACGUUGUUCAUAAUUCUUGCCGUCUUAAGUAUACAGCAGAAUCGGCGGCGUCAAGAUUAAGUGCAUCCCCAAAGAAAAAUCCACAACAUGAACCGUCUGACAAGAAAUCGCCGUUUCAAUUAAACAUUAAAUCAGCUGGGUUCAGCCAUACUAUAUGUCCUAUAUGUAACAGGAAGGGCGCUCGGUCCGAAGGGUUUGUAACCAUACCGGGCGAGGCGAUAAUGCAACUGUUUAUCAACAAAAACAUUUUGUUGAAAAAAAAAUCGCGAUGUUGUAACACUCACAUGAGUGGGGGCAAGUUUACACCAGAGACCCUUUCUGCUGAUAUUCAAGGAAAAAUUAGAUCCACAACAUACAUGGAACCUGAACAGAUAAGCAGUUUAAUUAACUCGCUACGGCAAAGUGCGACACAACGUCAAAAAUCUUGCAUCGAUUUUGACGACCCAUCCACAAUGACGGAUGCUGAUUAUUGGAAUCUUACUGGGUUGACGAAAGACCAAUUCUCAACUCUUAUCGGUGAUGUAGACGACAUACGGACAACAAAGACCAGGUCCAUUCGAACAUGCAUCGCAGUGCUCCUAGUCAAACUAAGAACUAGUUUAGGGAAUGCGCUGCUCAGCACUUUGUUCAACAUGACGUUUGCGCAGAGAGGAGAUAAGAACGACCCAUACACGACCUCUAGCGCAAGAAUUGUUCGCUGCAUCUGA